Molecule: messenger RNA, 5061 nt
Organism: Protopterus annectens (West African lungfish)
Lineage: Eukaryota; Metazoa; Chordata; Ceratodontiformes; Protopteridae
Gene: SLC24A2
Product: solute carrier family 24 member 2
Exons: 11
Coding region: 391-2418 (675 amino acids)
Biological process (GO): long-term synaptic depression; long-term synaptic potentiation; intracellular calcium ion homeostasis
Cellular component (GO): membrane
Molecular function (GO): calcium, potassium:sodium antiporter activity; calcium channel activity
Source: RefSeq, a predicted model, not a curated record
GGGUAGUAAAAGCACACUAGCGGAGGACAGCUUAGCACCACUACUUACAACCUGUACCCGCUUCACAUGGGCAACCCGGGUUUGUUUGUGUUCAAGACCACUUGAGAUUAAGUGCCUACACCAACCAAAAACAAGAACCCCACACGCGUGUGCGUACUGUACGUGUUUUAAGGUGGGGGUGCUGCUGACAACGAUAUGAAACGGUGAGCCGACACACAGUGCGUUCAGUGUGCAGUCAGUUUCCCGCAGCUCCUCCUCAUGGCCGGAGAGCAGCUGCGACUCCUGCUGACAGAUCCUCUUCGGUUAAGUUCACAGGAUCAGUGGACAGUGCAGGAUAGUGGAGAGCACUGCAGCGCCUUGCAUUUGCACCUGUCUCAUUAGGUUCCUUUGAUGCACGAAUCAUCAGUUGAAAAAAUGAGCCUAAACAGGAUCAGUGCAACCUUGUUAAUAGAAGGCUGCAGACUUGAUAAGAAGCAAGCAGCCUGCAGGCAGCAUAAUUUCAAUAAAAGGAAACUGAGUUUGAUACGGAUUCUGAGUCUGUUUCUAGGUAUCAUGAUCAUUAGUACAAUCUCACUUUCACUGAGUGCCUUCUCUUCAGCCAAACACUAUGCAGCAGCCCAUGUCAACAUCCAGUAUGAUCAGAGAUACACCAAUGUAAAACAAAGAACUCUACUAGGAGUUCAGGAUCAUGAUCUGUCUAUUAAUAUGAAACAGGAUGGCAACAAAAUGAAUGACACUGAUCCUCCUCAUCAGAGUAAAGGAGAGUAUCCUGAAGACCUGUUUACACUGGGGGAAAGAAAACGGGGCGCUGUAAUCUUUCAUAUCUUUGGCAUGAUUUACAUGUUCAUUGCCUUAGCAAUCGUUUGCGAUGAAUUCUUUGUUCCUUCGUUAACAGUCAUCACAGAGAAACUGGGCAUCUCAGAUGAUGUUGCUGGAGCAACAUUCAUGGCUGCUGGUGGGUCAGCACCUGAACUCUUCACAUCUUUAAUAGGAGUUUUUAUAGCUCAUAGUAAUGUCGGCAUAGGAACAAUAGUUGGAUCGGCAGUUUUUAACAUUCUGUUUGUAAUUGGAAUGUGUGCUGUGUUUUCCAAAGAAAUCUUGAACCUUACCUGGUGGCCGUUAUUCAGGGAUGUGUCAUUCUAUAUUAUGGACCUGAUUCUUCUGAUUGUAUUUUUUCUGGAUAACAUAAUUUCUUGGUGGGAGAGUCUUUUGCUGUUGACAGCAUAUGGAGCCUAUGUGACUUUUAUGAAAUACAACGUGCAGUUGGAGGACUGGGUGAAGAGAAAGCUGAACAGAAAUAAAGUGGUGAAAGUAACUGCUGCAGAACCUGAAAGAAAGUCUUCGUCUCACAUUGGUGGAGGUGGGGACACGGAUGAAAAUAAACUGACGGCCAGACCCCGGCUGCAACGUGGCGGAAGCUCUGCGUCAUUACAUAACAGUCUGAUGCGAAACAGCAUUUUUCACCUAAUGAUUCAUACACUGGAUCCCCUUGCAGAAGAGCUUGGAACAUAUGGAAAACUAAAAUAUUAUGACACAAUGACAGAAGAAGGAAAGUUUAGAGAGAAGGCCUCAAUUCUUCAUAAGAUUGCAAAGAAGAAAUGCCAGACAGAAAACAAUGAAAGGCCCAAUGGUGCUGCUCACCAUGCUGAAAAAAUUGAGCUUCCAAACAGUACAACUGUAGAAGUUGAAGUAACACCACCAAGGGAUUCCCCCAGGCUUCUACAAAAUGGAAAUGUCGCCCACAACACUGAAGCUGCAGACGGACAGGUUGCUACUGCAGUUUUAGAAGAAGAUGAAGAUCGUCCACUGAGCCUAGCAUGGCCUGACACAAAUCGUAAACGUGUCACUUAUCUCUUCAUCCUACCCAUUGUCCUGCCUCUAUGGAUCACCCUGCCAGAUGUCAGAAAUCUCGCAUCCCAGAAGUUUUUUCCUGUCACCUUUUUUGGCUCAAUCACAUGGAUAGCAGUGUUUUCCUAUUUGAUGGUGUGGUGGGCGCAUCAGGUUGGAGAAACCAUUGGAAUAACAGAAGAGAUUAUGGGACUGACUAUUUUGGCGGCUGGUACCUCCAUCCCUGAUCUUAUUACUAGUGUCAUUGUUGCGAGGAAGGGCCUAGGAGACAUGGCUGUGUCCAGCUCUGUGGGAAGUAACAUAUUUGACAUCACAGUAGGGUUACCAUUACCUUGGCUUCUGUUUAGCCUUGCUAACAAGAUGUCUCCCAUCAGUGUAAGCAGCAAUGGCCUGUUUUGUGCGAUUGUCCUUCUUUUUCUCAUGCUGCUCUUUGUUAUCUUGUCGAUUGCAUUUUGCAAGUGGAAAAUGAACAAAGUCCUGGGCCUCUUCAUGUUUGGACUCUACUUUGUGUUUCUAGUCACCAGCGUGAUGUUAGAGAAGAAGAUUAUCACAUGCCCUGUUUCUAUUUAGCAAGAAUGCUGUUUGGAUUGUGCUUAAUUAUGGCGGCAUGUUGUUAUUCGGUCUUCGGCAAGAUGGAGUUCUUGAAGUGGGAGACUAUAACCAUUGUACAUAACAUGAGAGUGGCCAUCCAUACACUAAAGCUAUUAUCAGAAAAUACUGCGCAUACUAUGGAAUCAAGAGAGUGAAGAGGAUUAAGUACAUAUUAUAAAAUAAUAGCAAGUACACUAUCACUAAAGUUAUAUUUAGAGAGGAGGUCUCAUUUAUAUUUUAGAUAAAAAGUAUGCACAUGUACUAAUACAGAAAGUAGUCAGCACCACAAAGGCAAUCAUUGCAGAACUAGAGCAUUAAUAGAGAAGUAAUGCAUCAGUGCUAUAUGCUAAUGAAGAGAGGCUCUGAUUCUGACUUACUGCUACAGCCAGCUUAAUAAUUGUCAGACUGUUUUAUAUGUAUAUAUUAGAUGUGUUAUCUCUUCAUCUAACUCCACACUGGGUGUAGCUCAUGAAAAGUUACUGACAAACAAACAUAUAUACUGGAAUUUACAUGAAAUAUCUACAUGGUUGUCACUGUUAAAGCGACACCCUGACCUCAUGUGCAAAAAUGGGAAAAGGGGGUUGAGGAUGGGAGGAUGGAUGGAUAUCUGAUACACUCAUGUAAUAUGUGUAAUACUGACCAGCAGUUAUUUGGUCAGGGGUGGGAUAAUGCAGAAAGUACUGUAUUUAGUCAAUUUUCUUAUCAGUAUAUUAACAAAACUUAAUAAACUUUAUUGACAAAAAUAUUGGCUUGUUGUCAGAAAAACUGACAUUGAAAGAAAGGAAAUCUCUGUGAAAUAUAUUGCUAUAUGUUUAAAGGAUAUUUACAAUGACAGAUAAAGCAUUAUUUUUCAACAAAAAACAUUGUUGAUGUAGUUUAUGAUGAGAAUGUAAGUGUAAAAGUAAGGCUCAAAUUAUAUAUAAAGUAGUUUUAACUUUUUGGUACUGUAACUUGUAUGAAUACUGAACUUGUAAAGAUUUUGCAUUAACUGAACAUUGUUAGCUCAAAUCAUAUAUAAUAGGGGGCAGAUGCCUUGAAAACAGGUAUGUGAAAUAUAUAAUGAUAUUGCUGUGGUGUUCAUUUAAUUUCUCAGUCAUUUAAAAACAACCAGCCACUCACUCAAUAAUCACUAACACAUGCCAUAAUUUAUUGAAAGUUGACAUCUUAAAAUUAGUGAUGAAAUAUGCAAUUUUCAGGAAAACGUUACAUAGAUUUGUACCUGUUGUAAGAGUUUGAUAGCAAAUCAUUUUCUUUUGUUAUUUAACCCAUACUACAGAACAUACGCUAUCACUGAAUACAUUACUUACAGAUACAGCUAUAAAAUGUGACACAAGGCAGGUAAAGAUAUAAUCAUGCUUUAAAGUGAUAAUGUCAUGUGGGAGAAUAGACAUUUUCCAUCCACAUCUGUGCAGACCUAAACCUUAAAGCAGUUAUGAUAGUCCACUGUGCUGAUAUUCUGCCAGUUUGUAUGCAGUAUCUAUAUUUUUUAUACAUCUAUAUUUGGACUCUAGAUCUAUGAUACUGAAAUUGAGAAUGCUCAUGAUGGUUUGCUAAAUCUGUUGAACUGCAAAAUAAUUGUGAUAGUGAAUAUAUAUGGUCUGCAUUUACAACAAUGUUCUAGCAAACAUAGAUGAGAAUUCUGCAGCCUGUUUCCUUUUUACUAUGUGGGUUAAUCUAAUGUUACACAGACACCUGCUUUUCAAGCUGAUUUCGGAUUUUAUCUGAACAGCAUUUGACAUAGGUGGUGACAGAGCUUUUGGCACAGCUUAAAAAAAAAGAUGUUUAAUUCAUUUUUCCAGAUGAUACAGUUCUUUAUGCCGGUUUUGUUUCAUUGUAAGCCAUAUGUUACACUCUGUUCUACAUAAACUUCAUUUAACAUUACUGUUUCUCUGAAUACAAAGGAGUGCUUGACAUUAAUCUUUAGAAUUAAAAAUUCAAAUCUUUUGUGCCAAUGUAUUUCAAGUUAACUUUGGCUAAAUAGGUUUCUGCACCUAACACAGACUUUUCAGAUUUUUUUGUGUGAAAUUUAAAGUAACAGUAACAUAUUACUUUAAUAUAUAUACUUAAGAUGUAGAUAUGUGUAUAUUUCUAUACCAUGUGCUAAUACAUAAACAUUACCAUACAGUUCAUUCAUACAUACACAUUUUCACAAAUUUACAUACCAUAUGGCAUUGUAUAUGUACAGGUAAAUGACAUAUAUGACUCCACUAUGAAAUGUCAAAUGUCAAAAACUGAAGAUCAGACAUGCCAAAAACUAAUGCACAAAAAUACAGGAAGGCAAAACAGUAAACUGUAAGUGGUUGUACAAGGGUUUUAAGCCGCAUCCUUAUACGCCAGGAUAUGGGGGCAAGCUCCUCUGAACUUAUAUAUGCCAAAUCCAUGAUCUCACCAAUUGAAAGAAUGGAGAAAUCUCCAAAAAAAGGAAUCAUUGCCUGCACUCAACUACAGAUUGCAACAACAGUAAUUUUACAGGGAAAAGAGGGAUAAGUGCUGUACUCCUUUGCAUCUUGUUUUUGGGAACAACUCAGGGAAUUUGACCUCAGCCACCUGUAGAGGUACUGGUACACACAAACCCACAGCUACACACACACACACACACACACACACACACACACACACACA